Messenger RNA from Cyphellophora europaea CBS 101466, 771 nucleotides. RefSeq lists its product as uncharacterized. The transcript is spliced from 3 exons. The coding region runs from base 1 to 771 and encodes 256 amino acids. The record is from RefSeq and is a predicted model, not a curated record. Lineage: Eukaryota; Fungi; Ascomycota; Eurotiomycetes; Chaetothyriales; Cyphellophoraceae.
AUGGGCGUAACACUCUCCACUGCGCGCUGGCUCGCGCCGGCCAGCUUCCUGAUCGACUUCGCCGCACAGCAAUACGGCAUGUUGUCGACCCCCAACAUGAAAGACAUUCACGACCAGAACCUGUCAUUCUUCUCGCCGCAGCCCUUCUUCAUCGCGGGCUUCUUCUUCCCGCAGCAGCUGUUCCAGCUCGGCUGGCUGUACCGGCUGUGGAAGCUGGACGAGUCCAAGCCGGCGGAGCGACGAGAGCUGGAACAGAUGGUCGACUUUGUGCCGUAUUAUGCGGUGGGGAAUCUGUGCAUUGCUGCAUGGAUGGUGGCGUGGAAUGGCGGCCGGCUGGAUAUCAGCAAUGGCUUUGUGACGAUCAAUACGCUGACGCAGCUGUUCUACGUGGCUGCGCGUCUGGGGCCGAUGAACACACAAUCGACGUCGAGCGUGCUCACUCACAUUGUCUCCAAGACCUUUGCUGGCAUUGGCGUGCUCGAUCUGUUGCACAACACGUCGGCGGCUUUUUUCAAGGAUCAGCCGGCCACGUUCGCCGUCAAGGCAUUGACCGGUGUAGGCUUUGGCCUCGGCAGCGCUGCCAGCGACUGGAUCUUUGGCGGAUGUCUGGUCUACGAUCUGGUUGCACUUGCCGUGGGUCAGUCUGGUAGCUGGAGGAACCUGCUCGGCGCGUAUGCGGUGGGAGCGGCGGGCAUUGUAACGGCUCGCAACCUUGCUAAGCCGCCGUAUGUGAGCUACUACGAAGCUUUGCCCGGGGAGGAUGAUGUGUGA